Messenger RNA from Lepisosteus oculatus (spotted gar), 1031 nucleotides. Lineage: Eukaryota; Metazoa; Chordata; Actinopteri; Semionotiformes; Lepisosteidae. The record is from RefSeq and is a predicted model, not a curated record.
ACCAUGUCUCCCCUUUGUUACAGUACACUGCUCCAGAGGGCUCGGCAGAGGCGGUCUCUCGCUCGUUGCCGGGGGGCAAGAACCCGGUCAGCAUGCUGAUGGAAUACGGGCAGAAAUCGGGGCACCCCUGCGAGUUCCUCACCGUUGCCCAGCAGGGGCCUGCUCACGACCCCAGGUUUACAUUCCAGGUGAAAGUGGGGGACCACGUCUUCCCGCCGGCUGUGGCCAACAGCAAGAAGCUGGCGAAGCAGCUGGCGGCGGAGGUGGCCGUGAAGGAGCUGAUGGGUGAUGGGAAACGCGGGCUGGCACCCAGCAAGGUACGGCGACCCGCCCCCACGCGCACACGCGUGAUUAUCCUGGAGGACUACGCUGACCCCUACGACGCCAAGAGGACAAAGGAGCAGCGCGAGGCGGAGCGCGCUGGCGAGAACGACGGCUACAUGGAGCCUUACGACGCCCAGCAGAUGAUCACGGAAAUCCGCCGGCGUGGCUCCAAGGACCUGCUGGGGAAGACCAGCCUGCUGCUGGAGCCGGGAGAGGCGGGGGGAGGCGAAGACCCGGGGGGGGGCAGACCGCCGCCUCCGCAGCUCUACGACACCCCCUACGAACCGGCUGAGGGGGAGCCGGCCGAGAGGAGGGGCCCCCGCCCCGAGAAUGAUGAGCGACCCCCCGCAGAGUACGAGCAGCCCUGGGAGUGGAAGAAAGAGCAGAUCGUGAAGGCCUUGUCAGUGCAGUUCGAGAGCGCUGAGCGGCCCCCCGUCUCCAAGGAGGACGUCCCCUUCAGCCGACAGCACCUGCGCCAGAAGAGCUGGACACAGAAGAUCCUGAAGCCCCUCCCUCUGGCAGCCAGCACCGAGGGCGCUGAGACCGCCCGGGUCGACCCCACUCUGCCGCUGGAGAAACAGAGCUGGUUCCACGGCUCGGUGUCGCGGCAGGAAGCAGAGGCACAGCUCCAGGCCUGUAAGGAUGCCAGCUUCCUGGUGAGGAACAGUGAGUCAGGCCACAGCAAGUACUCCAUCGCCCUCAAGUGA